Messenger RNA from Prosopis cineraria, 3023 nucleotides. RefSeq names its product probable leucine-rich repeat receptor-like protein kinase At1g35710. Gene Ontology annotation, molecular function: protein kinase activity; protein binding; ATP binding. The coding region runs from base 95 to 2776 and encodes 893 amino acids. Lineage: Eukaryota; Viridiplantae; Streptophyta; Magnoliopsida; Fabales; Fabaceae. Gene Ontology annotation, biological process: protein phosphorylation. The record is from RefSeq and is a predicted model, not a curated record. The transcript has 3 exons.
UCUGUCUCUCUCUCUCUCAAUUUCCAGUCUCCCUCACCAUACUCUUAACUACUUUCCUCCUCUGUUCCUCCACACUAUUCAUGUGGUGUCAUGCAUGAUGAGGUCUAGAGUCUUCUUCUCUCUUGCCGUUUUGCUGAUCUGUGCCUUGGAGGUCAUGUUUGAUUUUGAACAUUCAUGCGCAUUCACAAACAUGGCCCAACAUAAAAUCUUUCCCUUAUUUCUAAUUCCUCUUAUUACUUGCAUAGUUUUUUGGUCACUAUGCCCUAUCGCUUCAGCAGCACUUACAGAAUCUGAAGCUCUUCUCAAAUGGAAACAAAGUCUUCCAAAUUACCAACCAAUUUUGGAUUCAUGGGUCACUCCAUCGCAAGCUAACUCCAGUGAAGCUCAAGCCCUAUGUUCAUGGCGUGGAAUCAAUUGUGACUCUUCAGGUAGCAUCGUUGAACUAAACUUGAACAGUACUGGUCUUGAAGGUACCAUCGGAAACUUGAACUUUUCGGCAUUACCAAAUCUUCUCGUUCUCAAUCUUCAAUAUAAUAAACUCAGUGGAAGUAUACCACAAAGCAUUGGAAUGCUCUCCAGGCUCCAAUACCUAUCUCUAGAAGGAAACAACUUUUCUGGGUCUAUACCACAAUCUCUUGGUCACUGUACAAAUCUAAGUGUUCUCUCAAUGGCUUUAAACAAUCUCUCAGGCAUAAUUCCGCCUAGUUUUGGUAGAUUGACCAAUCUAACUGAUGUUCGCUUUCACCGUAACAAUUUACACGGUGAUUUGCCACAAGAGUUUGGAAAUGUAUCAUCUUUGAUUGUUGUUCAUCUAUCUUAUAACAAUUUCACUGGCCAUUUACCGCCUCAAGUGUGCAAAGGUGGGAAGCUUGUCAAUUUCACUGCAGCCUAUAAUGGUCUCUCUGGUUCAAUUCCACCAAGUUUGAGAAACUGUUCAUCAUUAUACAGAGUUCAACUUCAAAAUAAUCGGUUGACAGGUUAUGCAGAUCAGGAUUUUGGUGCUCAUCCUAAUCUCACUUAUGUUGACAUCAGCUUCAACAGAGUGCAGGGUAAUCUCUCUGCAAAUUGGGGUGCCUGCCCAAGCUUAGAAGCUCUGAUCAUGGCUGGAAAUUCAAUUGGUGGAAAUAUUCCUGCUGAGAUAUUUCAGUUGAAAAAGUUGCAAAAGCUUGACCUAUCAUCAAACCAAAUAACUGGUGAGAUUCCACCACAAAUCAGAAAUGCCUCCAUGUUAUACCUUCUGAAGUUAAACAGAAACAAUAUUUCAGGUUUGAUGCCUACAAGCUUUGGAAGUCUAUCUAAUUUAGAGUCAUUAGACCUGUCAAUGAACAGGCUAAGCGGAUCCAUUCCUUAUCAAAUAGGGAAUUGCUACAAGCUUGUCAAUUUAAAUUUGAGUCAUAAUGACUUCAAUGGCACUAUCCCAUAUCAAAUUGGGAAUCUUGACUCCUUGGAAGAUUUCUUGGACUUGAGUUUUAAUUCACUUUCUGGAGAAAUCCCUGUGGACCUUAUUAAGCUUGACAACUUGAUAAGUCUGAAUCUGUCUCAUAACAAUCUAUCAGGUUCUAUCCCUGAUUCCCUCAGUACAAUGUUGAGCUUGUCAAGCAUCAACCUCUCUUACAACCAUUUGGAGGGUCCUGCCCCAAAUAGUGGCAUAUUUAAUUCUUCUUAUCCAUUAGAUUUGAGUAAUAACAAAGAUUUAUGUGGGAGAAUCCAAGGUUUGAGACCUUGCAAUGUUUCAAUAUCACACAUGGGAAGCACCAAAGAGAAAGUUGUGAUAUCUAUUCUUGCUUCUUUAGCAGGUGCACUACUUGUUACAUUGGUGUUAGUUGGGAUUUUUUUUAUUUGUUCAAAGGAAAACUCAGGAGUUUUAGAACAGAAUUCAGGAACCAAGAAAGAAAGUCCAUUUUCAGUCUGUCAAUUUGAUGGGAAAGAUCUGUAUAAAGACAUUGUUGAAGCAACAGAGAACUUUGAUGGCAAGUAUUGUGUUGGGGAAGGAUCUUCUGGAAAAGUUUACAAAAUGGUCAUGCAAGGAGGUGAACAAUUUGCUGUAAAGAAGUUUAGAUGUGAAGAAGAUGAAAUGGACAUGGAAAGUUUAAAAUCCUUCAAGAGUGAAAUCAAAGCCUUGACAGAAAUCCGCCAUCGAAACAUUGUGAAGCUCUAUGGAUUUUGCUCACAAGGAUCACACACUUUUGCUGUUUAUGAGUACAUGGAAGGAGGGACUUUAGCUGAUUUUCUGAAAAAUGACACAAAGGCAUUAGAGUUAGAUUGGCCUAAAAGGGUGGAUGUUGUCAAAGGUGUAGCACAAGCUUUAUCUUAUAUGCAUCAUGAUUGUGAUCCACCAAUUAUUCAUAGAGACAUAUCAAGCAAUAAUAUAUUAUUGUCCGCAAAUCUUGAAGCCCAUGUCUCAGACUUUGGCACAGCAAGAUUCCUGAAGGCUAGCUCAUCAUCAAUUUGGACAACAUUUGCUGGCACACGUGGGUAUGCUGCUCCAGAGCUAGCAUAUACAAUGGCAGUAUCUGAGAAAUGUGAUGUGUUUAGCUUUGGUGUAUUGGCUUUUGAGAUUAUCAUGGGAAAGCAUCCUGGUGAUUUAAUUUCCCACAUACAAUCCGUUGAUGCUCAAAGCAUAAACUUCAAUGAGAUUCUAGAUCCUCGUCUGUCACCUCCUACAAAGCAGAAAAGGCUGAAGGAAGUGACUUUGAUUGCAGAUCUUGCUCUUUCAUGUUUACAGACAAACCCUUCAUCUCGACCAACCAUGCAAAGCAUCGCUCAGAUGAUUUAAAUGGAUGGUGCUCAUAAUUGAAGUUUGUUAACUUGUUCAUAAUAAUUAUUGUUGUGUCAAUGUAUCUGCUAUUGCAGCAGCCAAGAUUUUUGGUUAAUGUUUAGUCUCUGUACCUCUUGGCAUGUUAAGCUGAAUCUUUUGGUACUUCUAAGUAAUGUUACUUUCUGGUUUGUAUUUGGAACCAUCAUUUUGUAAAGUUGAAAUGACGAGGUAGUUUUCUUUAUUUUAAUGGAAAGGCCGAUUCAAC